AUGCUCGGCCUUGAUGAGUGGGCGUGCGUUGCUGCGUACUUGGUUCCAGAGCCUGUCCAGCAGCCUCCGCCGCCAACGUGGGCGUCGUCGUCGGCUUCGCGUUCUCGUGCUGGCAUUUGUCAGGAGGACAGCCAGCACCUGCGGUCCGCGCGAAGCAAGGACGACGUACGGGCGCUCUUCAACCUGAUGAUGACAUGCAGGUGGCUGUAUGCUGAGCUGCCGUGGACCUUACCAAAGUGGUGCCUGAGUGAAGCGUACGAAGGCUUUGGACGCGAACACCACGAAGCCACCAUGAGUAUGGUCGUCCACACAACAUGGCUGGAUGAAUUCCAGCUCGACCUGAAGACUGGGGCUGAAGAAGCAGAACCACGCUCCGCAGAGGCAAGGCCAAUGCCACGCUGUCCCAGAGCGGCAGGCAGAGUGGCUGCGGCAGCGGUUCCUCCACGAGCCUUCUCGACUUCGUCAGAGGCAGCAUCCACACCGCUGUCCUGUGCGUUUGCGAAGUUUGGUCGCAUCCACUUUGCCUCUCUGCAAGCUCUCGAAGAAUGGUGUCACGGCAACGCGCCAGCAGAGUCCAGUGAAGAAGGCCAAGCGCAAGCGCAGCAGGCGCCGCAACUGCAGCAACAAGAAGAGCAACAGGAGCAAGAAGGGGAACACCAGCAAGGGACAGCGACCUGCGACAACUUCAACAGCCGUGAUGAACGUGCACUGCAAGUUGAACCCGACAACAACGGCGCGCGCUGUGCUCGCGCAGAGACCCGCGGCACCAGCACAGAUGCAAGCAACACACUCACGGACACUGCGCAAAGCAACACGACACAUGGCGCCGUCGUCAGGCCUGCAGAGUUCAACUUAUGCGUGAGAGUGGCAACGAAGGAGGAAGCUGAACAGUUUGCUGCGUGCGUCGCAGCGUUGGGCGAAGAUGCGCGCGGUGGCACCCUCAACGUUGUCGUGUUACAACCAGUGCCUGCUCUGGUGCUGCAGUGUGCCCAGCGUAUCCACCACAUCUCCGUGUCCAGCCGUGGCGGGACCAUCGACCGCCUAGCUUUCAACGAGGUGCACUACUUGGCCUGGUCCAUGAGCCGGACGCAAGCCACCCUCCCCAUCCAGCGACCCCCGCGCCGUGGCAUCAAGUUGUCUGGCAGCGAGCAGCUGGCGGACAUCAGUGUCCUUGCUGGUGUACCGCACGUCACGCUGUGGAGCCUGCCCAGCGUUGAAGAUUUGUCGCCGUUGCGGGAUGCCACGAGUGUGGCCUUGCAGGCCGUCGGGGUGACUGACCUCGCACCUCUGGCACGAGUGACCAAGCUUGAUGUGCGACAGGCCCAGCAGCUGGUGCUGUCCGAAACAGGGCAGCUCACUUUGCACGCGCACACGUUUGCCAUGGCAGUGGUGUCUGGCAUUAGAGGAGCGCUUCAUCUUCCACAAGCACAAAGCAUUGAGCUCUCAGACUGCUACGGUGUCUCGCAGCUCACGUGCAGGCGUCGCAUCCGGUCGUUGUAUGUGGAGCGGUGCGGCCGCCUGACUCGAUUGCCUGACUUUGAGCGCGCUGGCGUCGUGGAUGUGGACACCAUCGCCGAUGUUGGUGCACUGCGUGAUCUCGCACAUCGCGUUGACAACAUUGUGUUGAGAGGCGUUGCUGGGCAAGAGCACAUGUCUGCACUCCCAGACAUCAUCCCCGCACACGUUGGCCUCUCUGUUCCGGGGUGUAAGGUCGACGAUUUAGUGCGAACGGGCGUUGCGGGUCGCUUGACCAGCGUGCAUGCGCACGUGCGCGGCAGCUGUGAUGCUGGGCACUUCUCCCACGCGCGUGACAUCAAGUUCAAUUUAGCUGGGGUUGUUUCCAACGUCGUGGGGUUGGACCGGUUGCCACCGCUCAAGCGUCUCUCAUGCCAUUCCAUUAACUUGAACGGCGACCUGUCGUGCUGUGAGGAUGUGGCAUUGUUUCUAUGCAAAGGCGAAGUGAACGUGUCACAGGCACAAGUAGUGCUGGUGUCUGUUGAGGCUCCAACGCUUCGCCUCUCAAGCGUACAGAACGUCCUGUUGCGAGCGGUUCAAAUGUGCCCAUUAUUCACCUCCAUUCACUUUGACAAUGUGCACACGUGCGUGGUGCAUCGUUCACACAUCUCCGAUUUCUCUGCCUUCCACGGAGUGCACCGACUUGUCCUGAAGGCGUGCGUAUUUGACAGCGUGGACACGCUCCCGCUCGUGCCCGUGCUGUGCAUGCGAGACUGUGCCAGAAGCGACGGCCGCAAGUGGCCCGACAGGACGCUCUGCUACCGAACACGCACGGAGCUUGCAACGCUUGGGGAAAAGCUUCCAGCCAGACAAUUCACGGUCUGCCUUGAGUGA
This is a messenger RNA of Salpingoeca rosetta, 2349 nucleotides long. RefSeq lists its product as uncharacterized. The transcript has 3 exons. The record is from RefSeq and is a predicted model, not a curated record. The coding region runs from base 1 to 2349 and encodes 782 amino acids. NCBI's taxonomy places the organism in Eukaryota, Choanoflagellata, Craspedida, Salpingoecidae.